This is a messenger RNA of Rotaria sp. Silwood1, 865 nucleotides long. NCBI's taxonomy places the organism in Eukaryota, Metazoa, Rotifera, Eurotatoria, Philodinida, Philodinidae. The record is from the annotation of a GenBank genome assembly.
AUGGCCUCAUAUGCAUCUCCAACAUCAAAUAAUUCUUUAAAACAUGUUGAAUGGAUGUGGAAAGCGAAUCCCGAUCCAUUUUCAUCAUCCGAGAGAGCCAUAUGGAAUCAUUAUUCAGAUUUAGAAAAUUUGAUCAUCGAAGAGGCAUUUCAAGACAAACAACCGCGAGCUCUAUUGGAUGAUUAUUAUAUUGAUUUUAAGAGUAAUCUGCAAAUAUCGCACAUUGAUGACUACAAGCAAAGACCGAUAAAACGGGUAGAGCGUGAGAGACAAGAUAAACAUUUACGAGAAGCGCGUUUUAUGGACCUUCCUGUUAGUGUGGGACGUUCGUUUGGUGGUCAAUAUGGUUGGGUAUCCCCAUUUGUCAUCGAAGUCAGAAGAGACCUGAAACUUGAACCAAAUGAUUUACCUUCAAAAAAGCCAAACAUGAUUCCAAUGCUUACUGAAAAAGCUGCUCGUGGUAUAAUUGAAGAAGGAAAACACAUUAGAAAACAACGAGAAGCCGAAAAAUUAGCUAAAAUGCUCAGAGAAAAAAAGAACGCGGGAAUGGAGGAAGUAUGGAAGCGUUGUGCUUAUCUUUACACGUUAGAAAGUUUUCUGUACCAAACAUUGAAUGCAGCGAUGAGAUUAGUAGGAGACAAAGAACAUGAACAAGUAUGGCGAAGUAAAGUCCGUACAUUAGGUCCAUUUUGUUUAUUACUCUGGGAUGAUCCAUUUAAUCAAAAAUUGACCAUAGAAAAGACACUUUAUCGAGGAGCCAAACUGACGAAGGAACAGAUUGCUGGUUAUGAAGAUAUGGCUAAAAACAAAGAGGCAUGUGGAUCAUUUCAAGCCUAUACGUCUUGUAGUCGAAGUAUUGAUGUAG